Molecule: messenger RNA, 240 nt
Organism: Adineta ricciae
Lineage: Eukaryota; Metazoa; Rotifera; Eurotatoria; Adinetida; Adinetidae
Source: the annotation of a GenBank genome assembly
AUGGUAUUUUUAAACAUCAUUCGAGAAUGUUUAAAUUUGAAUAGUGGUCCACUCGCUGGUGUCAAUAUAAACGAUAUUGUCCCUUCGAGAUUGGCGGUUGCACGAGAAGUUACUCGGCAACCGAAUGAAAUUCGCGAAUGUUCUGGCGUUGAACUGAAAGAUGUAGCUAAUAAAGGAUAUUUAUCAAUUAGUUCAGAUCUUUGCUCUGACAAGUUCAAGCAAAAUAGCUCAUUAUGUUGA